Molecule: messenger RNA, 3129 nt
Organism: Penicillium bovifimosum
Lineage: Eukaryota; Fungi; Ascomycota; Eurotiomycetes; Eurotiales; Aspergillaceae
Product: putative cytoskeleton assembly control protein Sla2
Exons: 12
Coding region: 1-3129 (1042 amino acids)
Biological process (GO): actin filament organization; clathrin coat assembly; endocytosis
Cellular component (GO): actin cortical patch; clathrin-coated vesicle
Molecular function (GO): clathrin light chain binding; phosphatidylinositol-3,4-bisphosphate binding; clathrin-cargo adaptor activity
Source: RefSeq, a predicted model, not a curated record
AUGAGUCGGACCGAGGCCGAUUUGGCCAUCAAUAUCCGCAAGGCCACCAGUAUUGAGGAAACCGCUCCUAAACGAAAGCAUGUGCGGAGCUGCAUCGUCUAUACGUGGGACCACAAGUCGUCAGCGGCUUUCUGGGCUGGCAUGAAAGUGCAGCCUGUUCUCGCCGAUGAGGUCCAAACGUUCAAAGCUUUGAUCACGAUACACAAGGUCCUCCAAGAGGGCCAUCCCAUGGUUGUCCGCGAGGCGCAGCAGCAUACCAACUGGAUUGAUAGCUUGAUGCGAGGAGUUGGAGGCGAUGGCAUUCGAGGAUAUGCGCCGCUCAUUCGGGAGUACGUCUUCUUCCUCGAGUCGAAGCUGGCCUUCCACCGCAACCACCCUGAAUUCAACGGCCUGUUCGAAUACGAGGAGUACAUUAGUUUGAAGUCGAUCAAUGAUCCGAAUGAAGGCUACGAGACCAUCACCGAUUUGAUGGGUCUGCAAGACCAGAUCGAUUCUUUCCAAAAGCUCAUCUUCUCGAACUUCCAGUCCGGCACAAACAAUGAAUGCCGAAUCUCUGCAUUGGUGCCACUUGUGCAGGAGAGUUAUGGCAUCUAUAAGUUCAUUACCAGCAUGCUGCGAGCUAUGCACACAACCACUGGAGAUGACGAAGCUCUCGAGCCACUUCGGGGCCGGUAUGACGCCCAGCACCACCGUCUUGUCCGGUUCUAUUAUGAGUGCUCCAACCUGCGCUACUUGACAGGGCUCAUCACCAUCCCAAAGCUGCCACAAGAUCCGCCGAAUCUGCUUGCCGAGGACGAUGAACGGCCAGCUCUUCCCAGACGGCCUGCCAAAGAAACGGAAGCCCAGCCUUCUCCACCACCGAAGGUCGCAGCUGAACCAGAGCCGAUCAACGAUUUCUGGACGAACGAGGCCAAACGCCAGCAAGAAGAGUAUGAGGCAGAGCAACGACGUCUGCAGCAACAGUGGGAGGACCAGCAACGACAGCAAGUUCUCGCCCAACAGCAGGCCCAGAACGACUUCGAGGAGCAGCAGCGUCUGCAGGCGGAACAGCAGCGACUUGCUCAGGAGCAGCUUCUCCGCGAUCAAUAUCAGACACAAACCCAGGGUCGCCUGGCAGAGCUGGAGCAGGAAAACCUCAACGCUCGUGCUCAGUAUGAGCGCGACCAGCUGAUGCUGCAGCAAUAUGACCGCCGUGUCAAGGAGGUCGAAGAGCAGAUGGCCCAUCUGACCUCGAACUUGAAUUUGCAGAAUGCCUCGAAAGACGAGCAGAUUAGAUCCCUUCAGGAGCAGGUGAACACCUGGCGGUCCAAGUACGAGGCACUGGCCAAGCUAUACUCGCAGCUUCGACAGGAGCACCUUGAUCUUCUGCAGACCACAAAGAGCCUCAAGCUCAAGGCAGCAUCUGCACAAGAGGCAAUUGACCGAAGAGAGAAGCUGGAGCGCGAGCUGAAGACCAAGAACUUGGAAUUGGCCGAUAUGAUCCGGGAACGUGACCGUGCUCUGCAUGACCGGGAUCGCGUGACGGGAACCAACAAGGACGAACUGGAGAAGGUCAAGCGCGAGCUCCGUAUGGCCCUUGAGCGUGCUGAGAAUGCCGAACGUUCAAAGGGCACCGAGAUUUCGUCCAUGCUGUCUAAGUAUAACCGCGAAAUGGCCGACCUAGAAGAGUCUCUCCGACUCAAAACGCGCGCAUUGGAAGAACACGCCAGCCGCAACAAUGACCGCCAGGAAGACCUUGAUCUGGCCCUUCGUGAGAAGGACGAGGAGAUCGAGGUGUACAAGUCUGGUAUGGAGCAAGCUCUCAUGGAGCUGGAGGAGCUGAGACUGAGCCAAGGCGAUGUCGAUCACGCGUUGGACAGCCAGAUUGAUACUGUGCUGCACGGCGCAGUCGCGAAGAUUAACGACAUCAUCGACUCCGUGCUGCAGACUGGUGUGCAGCGCGUCGAUGAUGCUUUGUAUGAACUCGAUUCAUCCAUGCAGGCGGGUAACCAGAACGCCUCUCCUCCAUACGUGCUGUCUCAAAUCGAGAAGGCGUCAGCAUCUGCCACUGAGUUCUCAACAGCUUUCAACAACUUCAUCGCCGAUGGCCCCAACAGCCCCCAUGCAGAGAUUAUUCGCACCGUAUCCAUCUUCUCUGGGUCUGUCUCCGAUGUUUUGAGCAACACCAAGGGUCUCAUGCGCUUCGCCACCGAUGACAAGAGCUCUGAUCAACUUACGAAUGCUGCACGCAAGUCCGCCCAGGCGACCGUGCGAUUCUUCCGAGGCUUGCAGUCCUUCCGUCUCGAAGGCCUGGAGCCCCUGCAGAAGACUGAUGUGGUUAUCAACAACAACCUUGAAGUCCAGCGUGACUUGCAGGCGCUGUCGAAGCUGGUUGACUCGUUCGCGCCCAAGAACACCAAGAUCAGCACCAACGGUGAUCUAGGUGACCUUGUUGACCAGGAACUGCUCAAGGCCGCAGAUGCUAUUGACGCAGCCUCUCAGCGUCUCGCCAAGCUCAAGAACAAGCCCCGUGAUGGAUACUCGACGUACGAGCUGCGCAUCAACGAUGUCAUCCUUGCUGCCGCCAUUGCCGUCACCAACGCCAUUUCUGAGUUGAUCAAGGCCGCCACAGAGAGCCAGCAAGAGAUUGUCCGUGAAGGCCGUGGCAGCUCAUCUCGCACUGCCUUCUACAAGAAGAACAAUCGCUGGACAGAGGGUUUGAUCUCCGCUGCGAAAGCAGUGGCCUCUUCCACCAACACAUUGAUUGAGACUGCCGAUGGAGUUAUCUCGGGCCGUAACUCGCCCGAGCAGCUGAUCGUCGCCUCCAACGAUGUCGCUGCCAGCACUGCCCAACUUGUCGCCGCCAGUCGUGUCAAGGCCACAUUCAUGAGCAAGACCCAGGACCGCCUGGAGACCGCCAGCAAGGCUGUUGGUUCCGCUUGCCGUGCCCUCGUGCGACAAGUGCAGGACAUCAUCAAAGAGAAGAACCGCGACACCGAUGAGGGAGAGGACUAUGGAAAGCUGAGCUCGCACGAAUUCAAGGUUCGCGAGAUGGAGCAACAGGUCGAAAUCCUUCAACUCGAAAACAAUCUCGCUCGUGCACGCCAGCGCCUUGGCGAAAUGCGCAAGAUCUCAUACCAGGAGGAGUAA